Molecule: messenger RNA, 1608 nt
Organism: Sciurus carolinensis (gray squirrel)
Lineage: Eukaryota; Metazoa; Chordata; Mammalia; Rodentia; Sciuridae
Gene: Dmrta2
Product: DMRT like family A2
Exons: 2
Coding region: 1-1608 (535 amino acids)
Biological process (GO): sex differentiation; regulation of transcription by RNA polymerase II; germ cell development
Cellular component (GO): nucleus
Molecular function (GO): protein binding; DNA-binding transcription factor activity, RNA polymerase II-specific; RNA polymerase II cis-regulatory region sequence-specific DNA binding
Source: RefSeq, a predicted model, not a curated record
AUGGAGCUGCGUUCGGAGCUGCCCAGCGUGCCCGGCGCGGCGACCGCGGCAGCGACAGCUACGGGGCCACCCGUGGCAUCAGUGGCGUCGGUGGCAGCGGCUGCAGCAGCGGCCGCGUCGCUACCAGUAAGUGUGGCAGGAGGCUUGCUGCGGGCGCCGCCGCUGUUGUUGAGGGCGGCGGAGAAGUACCCGCGGACCCCCAAGUGCGCACGCUGCCGCAACCACGGCGUGGUGUCGGCACUCAAGGGCCACAAGCGCUACUGCCGUUGGAAGGACUGCUUAUGCGCCAAGUGUACGCUCAUCGCGGAGCGCCAGCGCGUCAUGGCUGCACAGGUGGCUUUGCGCAGGCAGCAGGCGCAAGAGGAGAACGAAGCGCGCGAGCUGCAACUGCUUUAUGGCACUGCCGAGGGCCUGGCGCUGGCAGCCGCCAAUGGAAUCAUCCCACCACGGCCGGCCUACGAGGUCUUUGGCUCAGUGUGCGCGGCGGACGGUGCAGGGCCAGGAACCGGAGCGCCCGCAGGGACCGGAGGUAGCUCAGCGGGCUCCGGGGGAUCAGAAGCCAAGUUGCAGAAGUUUGACCUGUUCCCCAAGACACUGCUUCAGGCAGGCCGCCCGGGCAGCCCACAGCCACCGCAGGUGAAGCCCUUAUCGCCCGACGGCGCAGACUCGGGUCCCGGGACCUCGUCCCCAGAGGUUCGGCCUGGUUCAGGCUCGGAGAACGGCGACGGCGAGUCCUUUUCCGGGUCGCCCAUUGCCCGGGCCUCCAAGGAGGCUGGUGGCAGCUGCUCAGGUAGCGGGGGCCCUGGGGGCGGCGGCGAGGAGGACAGUCCGGGCUCCUCCAGCCCUCUGGGUUCCGAAUCCGGUUCCGAGGCUGACAAAGAAGAGGCCGAGGUUGCGCCGACUCCAGGGCUGGGCGGAGGCCCGGGUUCACGGCAGCGGACACCGCUGGACAUCUUGACACGCGUCUUCCCGGGCCACCGGCGAGGAGUCCUGGAGCUGGUGUUGCAGGGCUGCGGCGGCGACGUGGUCCAGGCUAUCGAGCAAGUGCUGAACCACCACCGUGGAGGCCUGGCGGCCAGCCUGGGCCCCACUGGGAUCCCGGAUAAGGCUGCAGUGGGUGCAGCAGCAGCUGCAGACGACGCGUGGCCGGGCCGCGUGGACGCCGCGGCCGCCGGGGGGCCGCUGCCUGCACCGUUGCAGGCUGGGCCCGCCGCACCCCCGCACCACAGACCCUUGCUGGCCGGCGCCAUGGCACCCGGGGCGUUGGGCUCGCUGAGCAGUCGCUCGGCCUUCUCGCCACUGCAACCCAAUGCCAGUCACUUUGGCGCGGAUGCGGGCGCCUACCCACUGGGUGCGCCUCUUGGCCUGAGCCCAUUGCGCCUGGCCUACUCCGCAGCCGCAGCACACAGUCGUGGCCUGGCCUUCAUGGCACCCUACUCCACCGCAGGCCUGGUGCCCACGCUCGGUUUCCGCCCGCCUAUGGACUACGCUUUCAGCGAUCUCAUGCGUGACCGCUCGGCAGCAGCCGCAGCGGCUGUGCACAAGGAGCCGACCUAUGGUGGCGGCCUAUAUGGGCCUAUGGUCAAUGGCGCCCCAGAGAAGCAGUAG